Molecule: messenger RNA, 1305 nt
Organism: Eurypyga helias (sunbittern)
Lineage: Eukaryota; Metazoa; Chordata; Aves; Eurypygiformes; Eurypygidae
Gene: CRK
Product: v-crk avian sarcoma virus CT10 oncogene homolog
Exons: 4
Coding region: 1-777 (258 amino acids)
Molecular function (GO): protein binding
Source: RefSeq, a predicted model, not a curated record
AUGUCGAAGCCCGUAGUGAACAGAAUUACUUCCCCGCUGCAGAAGCAGACUUGCAAAGUAAGCAUCUCCUCCUCGCUAAGAGUUACUCAUUAUCUUCUUUCAGGGUUGAAUCCCACCAGAUUUCGAAUAGGUGACCAAGAGUUUGAUUCUUUGCCAGCUUUACUGGAAUUCUACAAAAUACACUAUUUGGACACUACAACCUUGAUAGAACCAGUUUCCCGAUCCAGGCAGAAUAGUGGCGUGCUCCUCAGGCAGGAGGAAGCGGAGUAUGUGCGAGCUCUCUUUGACUUUAAUGGGAACGAUGAAGAAGAUCUUCCGUUUAAGAAAGGAGACAUACUGAGAAUCCGGGAUAAACCUGAAGAGCAAUGGUGGAAUGCAGAAGACAGCGAAGGGAAGAGGGGAAUGAUACCUGUUCCUUACGUCGAGAAGUAUAGACCUUCCUCUGCUUCAGUAUCUACUCUGAUUGGAGGUAACCAGGAUAGUUCCCACCCACAACCAGUGGGUGGGCCGGAGCCAGGGCCCUAUGCCCAGCCCAGCAUCAACACUCCGCUCCCUAACCUUCAGAAUGGCCCUAUUUAUGCCCGGGUUAUCCAGAAGCGAGUCCCUAAUGCCUACGACAAGACAGCCUUGGCUUUGGAGGUCGGUGAGCUGGUAAAGGUCACAAAGAUUAACGUGAGCGGUCAGUGGGAAGGAGAGUGUAAUGGCAGACGUGGUCACUUUCCAUUCACGCACGUCCGCCUUCUCGAUCAACAGAAUCCCGAGGAGGACUUCAGCUGAGUGUGGCUCAACAGUUGCGCUUACGGAUGGGAACAAUCUCAACUUGUUUUUAUUGCAGAUGCCAUCAAGACUAUGUUCCGACAGAUGUUGAAAGCGGUAUUGCUUGUAUAAGCAUUCUGAUAACCGGCAAACCCCUGGGACUGAACACCACCAUUCCUUAAUCAAGGGUCAUGUAAUUCAGGGUACGACAGUAGGUAACUUGUGUGUCAAGUGGCAGAACUAGUACAUGAUUAUAGGUUGUCAUGCCUGCUUACGUCCAGGUGCACAGCAGACUGGACCUUGGCAGCAGCAGUUGGAGAAAGCAGUGACGUAGAUGCUAGGGUAACGUUUAUAGCUCUCUCCGGUCCUAUUGCUUAUGUUGCUUCUUCCUCAGGCAACGAACAUCAACCUUAGACAAUUCAGUAUGUAGAUAGAAAUGUCACAGAUUUAUCCUGGAGAUUUCUCCGUGGGUUUGUUUUUUUUCCCCCCCCUCCUGAAUUCUCUGUCCCAGAAAGGCUGUAUGGAACUUUGCACAGUCAGUUAACUGUG